AUUGAAAUUCACGUCGCAAGACUCGCAAUUUCCUUGACUUCCUCCCCCCCCCCCGAGAAAAAAGAUGAGGGCCUUCUCUCUGUAUCAGAGAAACUCAUUGUCACUGUGGAGAAGAAAAAAACCGUGCUGUCUCUACUCCUCCGGUCCACUCUAUUCGGACGCCAGCACUAACAACACCGAUGAGGUCCAGAACUCGAGGGUUAAGGUUUUCGAUCGCCACCUCAAACGCAAACAGCGUGAUCGAGCCGCUUGGUUGAUGCGUCCAAAGGAUUGUUUGGUUGAUACUGUUGCUGACAAUUUAUUGGAUCGCUUGGAGGAUUGUAAAAAAGCAUUUCCAACAGCAUUAUGUUUGGGGGGUUCAUUGGAAGCCAUCAGGCGCUUGUCACGAGGUCGUGGUGCCAUUGAAAAGCUCAUUAUGAUGGAUACAUCAUAUGACAUGGUAAAAGUUUGCAAGGACGCUGAGAAGGAUAUGCAUGACACAAACAUUGAAACCUCCUUUAUGGUUGGUGAUGAGGAGUUUUUGCCUCUGAAAGAAAGCUCUCUGGAUCUGGUAAUAAGUUGCUUGGGGCUCCACUGGACAAAUGAUCUUCCAGGAGCCAUGAUACAGUGUAGAUUGGCAUUGAAGCCUGAUGGCCUGUUCUUAGCAGCUAUUUUUGGUGGAGAAACCUUAAAGGAACUGAGAAUAGCCUGCACUGUGGCACAAAUGGAGCGUGAAGGAGGCAUCAGUCCACGAGUAUCACCUUUGGCACAAGUGCGGGAUGCAGGUAAUCUUUUGACUAGAGCAGGCUUCAGCCUUCCAGGUGUUGAUGUCGAUGAACAUAUUGUUAAAUAUCCAAGUGCUCUGGCGCUGAUAGAACAUUUGCGUGGAAUGGGGGAGACUAAUGCUCUUCUACAAAGGAAUCCUAUCCUAAAGAAAGAAACAGCCCUGGCAACGGCAGCUAUUUAUGACUCAAUGUUUGCAGCAGAAGACGGAACCAUCCCUGCAACCUUCCAGGUUAUUUACAUGACAGGGUGGAGGGAACAUUCUUCUCAUCAGAAGGCCAAAAGGAGGGGGUCUGCCACCAUAUCCUUCAAGGACAUUCAGAAGGAGUUUGGAAGUGAGAGUUGAACCCUCUCUCUCUCUCUCUCUCCAUUUUCCUUUAGAUGAAAAUCUCAAAUCAACCUUAGUGUGAACAAAAAAGCUUAUAUAACCUUCUUUCUUUCUUUCUUUCUUUCAAUGCCUUUUUCUUUUCUUUUUUUCUUGUUUAAAAUUCCCCACCUGUUAGACUUGAAACAUUUUCAAUAAAAUUCAUGAGUUUUUCA
This is a messenger RNA of Carya illinoinensis, 1302 nucleotides long. Its product is annotated as putative methyltransferase At1g22800, mitochondrial. Bases 65 to 1108 code for a protein of 347 amino acids. The record is from RefSeq and is a predicted model, not a curated record. The transcript has 11 exons. Gene Ontology annotation, cellular component: mitochondrion. Lineage: Eukaryota; Viridiplantae; Streptophyta; Magnoliopsida; Fagales; Juglandaceae. Gene Ontology annotation, molecular function: S-adenosylmethionine-dependent methyltransferase activity. Gene Ontology annotation, biological process: mitochondrial respiratory chain complex I assembly.